Molecule: messenger RNA, 810 nt
Organism: Anopheles nili
Lineage: Eukaryota; Metazoa; Arthropoda; Insecta; Diptera; Culicidae
Product: NIF3-like protein 1
Exons: 2
Coding region: 1-810 (269 amino acids)
Cellular component (GO): mitochondrion; cytoplasm
Source: RefSeq, a predicted model, not a curated record
AUGGCUACGGUUCAGGAAGUAGCGAAGAAGUUAAAUGAAUUUGCACCAGAGCAUCUAGCAGAAAAAUGGGACAACGUCGGCUUGCUUGUUGAGCCUCGGGACAAGACACGGACAAUUACAGACAUUCUGCUCGCCAUCGAUUUAACGGAAGCGGUUGUCGAAGAGGCUAGGCAGAAAGGUGUGCAAAUGAUAAUUUCCUACCAUCCACCUAUUUUUGCUCCUCUUAAGCGACUCACCCAAGCAUCCUGGAAAGAACGCAUAGUCAUCGACUGUAUUCGGAAUGAUAUUGCCAUCUAUUCACCUCAUACAAGCUGGGAUAAUGUGACGAACGGAGUGAACGAUUGGUUGGCGGCAGCACUACCGCUGUCCACCUCUCGCCCGAUCCUGGAGCACGUGUCCAACCCAAUUUAUGGUGCCGGUCGUAUAUGCGACAUUCAGGGUGAUCCGCUAACGGAACAAGCUGCCGUGCAGCUAAUUACAAAACACACUAAGGUGGGCAAUGCUAUGGUUAGUUUCGCACCUGAAACAAAUGGUCGUCGCAAAAUCCGGUCUUUUGCCGUAUGUGCCGGUUCAGGAGCUAGUGUACUUAAGGGCGUUAAGGCAGACAUGUACAUUACCGGAGAAAUGUCCCACCAUGAGGUGUUGGAAGCUACAAGUAAUGGCACCUGUGUCGUCCUUCUGGGCCAUAGCAAUUCGGAGCGAGGAUAUUUGACUGUAUUCAAAAGCAUUUUAGAUGAGCGGCUUAAAACUUAUGGUACUGUUACAACUCAUGUGUCUAUCUGUGACAAGGAUCCGUUGGUGGUUGUGUAG